Cordyceps militaris CM01 is the source of this 1068-nucleotide messenger RNA. Its product is annotated as Fatty acid hydroxylase. The record is from RefSeq and is a predicted model, not a curated record. Lineage: Eukaryota; Fungi; Ascomycota; Sordariomycetes; Hypocreales; Cordycipitaceae. Gene Ontology annotation, molecular function: C-4 methylsterol oxidase activity; iron ion binding. The transcript has a single exon. Gene Ontology annotation, biological process: ergosterol biosynthetic process. Bases 1 to 1068 code for a protein of 355 amino acids.
AUGGGGUUCGCUCAAGAGCACAACCCCCAUGACAUGACGUCCGACUGGCAGACCAAAGACCGGUCGACGUGGAACGGCUACCAAAAGUUCAUCGACCUCGUCGACGUCUCGCCCGUCCUCCCCGGCAAGCCGCUGCCCGUCUUCCCCAAGACGGCCAAGAUGCCCUUCAUGGCGCAAUGGUCGCAGCACCUCUUCAUCAUCAUCUACGCCGCCAUCCCGCUGCUGCUUCACCAGGCCUACGUCUCCUACACGGGCCAGCCCCUCGGCCGGCUCGCGCUCCUCUUCCUCUACAACACGGCCUACGUUAUGACGGCCGUCCGCGAGGUUCGCAUGCUGCGCAGGCUCACCUACACCUUUGGCUGCCUCGACGGCGACGUCGCCGACCGCGACGGCAUCCCCAACACGGGCGCUGGCAAGAUGAUCGGCGAGAUGCACAAGACGGCCGGCUUCCGCCUCAUCAUGGCCACCUGGAUCGCCUACGAGCCGGGCCUGUCCCCGCUCGCCUUCUUCAGCAAGCCCGCCGCCAUUCUUGCGCCGCUCGUCCUCAAGCUGGCCCUCUACGGCCCGGUCCUCGACCUUUUCUUUUACACCUACCACCGCGCCUGCCACGAGGUGCCCUGGCUGUGGAAGUACCACCGCACCCACCACCUGAACAAACACCCCACGGCGCUGCACUCGGGCUUCGCCGACGACGAGCAGGAGAUUAUCGAAAUCGUCAUCGUGCCCUUCCUGACCUACGCCACCCUCUGGGCCAUCGGCCUCAAGCUCAACUUUUACGAGUGGUGGAUCUGCUUCGAGUAUGUCACCUACUCGGAGAUCUUUGGCCACAGCGGCCUCCGCGUCUUUGGCACCGUGCCCUCGCCCAUCACGCCCGUGCUCUCGUUCUUUGGCAUGGAGCUGCUGCUCGAGGACCAUGACCUGCACCACCGCCGCGGCUGGAAGAAGAGCUUCAACUACGGAAAGCAGACACGGGUGUGGGACCGCAUCUUUGGUACCUGCGCUGACCGCAUCGAGGCCAAGCCCGAUAAUGUGGACUUUUCCAAGACGGCUCACAUGCCACUGUUCUAA